Molecule: messenger RNA, 2760 nt
Organism: Porites evermanni
Lineage: Eukaryota; Metazoa; Cnidaria; Anthozoa; Scleractinia; Poritidae
Source: the annotation of a GenBank genome assembly
AUGUUGAUUGCAUUCUCUAGUUGCAGAAAUUUGUGUUCAAGGAUUUUCUUUCAAAACAUCAAUGAAGAAACCAUGCCUUACAAAAUCAUUGAAGGUGUAUACACCAAGGAGAAUAACAACCACAACAACUUCCCGGUGUAUCGUCAUGAAAACGGCAAUCUACUGUUUUACUAUUACAUUUCCAAGAAAGGCUUCAAAUUUUUGUUUUUUGGACUUAAUCUGGAAGACUUUGACGUCGCUGCUGAAGUUUACAGCGCCGUUGAUCCUGUGUCUUGGUUGAACCACGGGAGUUUGGAUAGAAGUGAUGUCUUUGGAGGAUUGAUAAAGAAGUGGUGGUUCUACAACACGCGCAAUAAAACCCAUUUUUACUACGUUACAGUUAAUAAUUGGUCACCCAUGAUUAAAGCUGUGUGCGUGGAUGAAGAUUUCAGAGAAUGUAACUCAGACAGACUUUACUUGAAUGUUAACUUCACCGAUAGAUGGGGGAAUGUUUUAAACGAUCACAAUCGAGAUUAUUUUUUUCGCAAGCAAGGUGUCUUCCGUAACCUUCGUCCUUUGUAUGAGCACAGUAGACAAACGUGGUACCUUCAAUACGUUGCAGACGGCUUCUGGGUGGUAACAGAAAGGUACUCACCAAGCAGUUCAAAUGAUCACGUUUUAAUGAAGACAAAAGAUUUUGCCCUGCGACCAGAGUACAUCAGCAAGACUUGGUCGGUCCAUUACAAUGGAUGGCGUUAUAUGCCUAAACUUAGAGUCUUGUGUAGAGGAGUAAAUUCCAUGUCGAAUACUUGUCUAUCAAAGCCAUGUGAUAGCAAAGCUACAUGCAUCUACACUUCCGGUAACGAAACACUUUGUCUCUGUCCUUUCGGUUACACCGGCAUGACAUGCUCUAGCAACAAGCAGUGCCCCACUCCCUACCCCUUAGCAGGAACCGAACUGAAUUUUGCAUACUUUGGAAAAAGGCCUGGUGAUCUCGGCUUUUCCUUCUGCAGUGGAUCGUAUCCUUCUGUAAGGUUUGCCUUGUGUGUGGAAAGCAAAUACAGUGUUAAUCCUUACUGGAGCAGACAAGGCAGCGCCUGCCGUAUAGGGAAUACUGGAAGCACUUCUUCUCCACGGACGCCUUGGAAUACACAAACCACCGAGAGGUCCUGGACGCCAUGGAAUCCACGAACCCCCUGGAAACCCCCAACGCCUCGAGCUCGUCGUGUUAACUUUGAUGACAACCCUAAAAUCACCCCCGUGGUCCUUACUUCUGCCGUCAUUUUGGAAUUGCUCCUGCCAUUUAUCAUCUACCUCUGCGCUAUGUCCAAGAAAAAAAGGAAAGAAGAGAGAGAAGAACAAGAAGAUCAGAAGAGGGUUCAGGAAGUUGGGGAGGAAGUAGAAAGGAGACUGCAGCAAGUUGCUAGGGCCGGAUGCCGAUUGGAACUCGACAGAGGUGUUCAGGAUUAUCAACAAACCGUCCAGGAAUAUCAACGUGAGAACCGAAACAAAGAACUGAGCCGCAAAAGAGGCUUGUUCAGAAAUGCGAGAUUAUGGCGAAUCAUUUCCAUCCACCUCUUUUUUUCGUUUUACCUAUGGAUCUUGUAUCUUGUGGGUUGUGAAAUUUCCCAGUGUACUCAAUACGGACAUGUUUUCGUCUCCUUGAAAAACUUUGGAAUUGUUAUGCUGUGCAUCUCGUCUGUGUACAUUUUCAUAGAAAGCAUCUUCUCCCACGAGCUGGAUUACUUAAGAAACAUCAUGCAGGACGAGACCGCUUGGGGCUACAUACAGAAAAUGCAUCAAGUCGCACCCAGAAUUAGUAUGAUUGUGGAGUGCUAUCACUUCGAGAUGCGCAAACGUGACGUGUACUACACGGACGCGAAUGGAAACCGGCAGUCCCGCACAGAAACUUAUACCGAGAGGGUUGUGACAUCCGAGGACCACAAUGAAUUCUCGUUUGGGUCGUGGGUUGAUGUUUCUAAAAGAAAAGUGCCAGCACUGAGUACAGUGUCUCUCACUCGAGUAAGAAUCGAUCCUUAUGUCUUAUUCGGUGAUCAGGAGACAGCAGAUGAUUACGAGAGACAAGCAACAGCCAUGAUAGAAAGGAAUCGUGGCCGAGAUACCUUUACGGAUUUCUCAGCAAGUAGAGAAAUUCCUGGGCUGAAGAAGAGGAUCUCUGCUUAUGUGGAUUUGAGGGUGAAGCCUUGGUGGAUUCGACCUCUGUUCUUUUGGCUGGCCACGCUGUUGCAGAUGACUUGGCCUUAUCGCUGGCUGUUCAGAGCUAAGACCAGUAAGAGUUUCUACGCUCUAAAGAAGAUGAUUUAUAAGAGCACCACGCCCCCACGAGAAGUAAACCUUAUGGAUCAAAUAGCAAUGCUGGUGGGUGAUCUAACUUGCAAUGACUCCAGCGUCCUGGAAAAUAACCAAAUUUCUUAUGAGAUGGUGGAGAUCCACAAUCCCGGCAUAGGUAAACUUGCCUACCAAAAUGACUUCGCACCUUAUCCACCAAGCAAUCCAGCUAUGGGGCCUUCCUGCCCACCCGCACCAGAACCAAGUGCACCCCCUGAAACAUACGUCACAGGGACCCCAUACCCUCUGCUGAAUGCACCGAAUGCUUCUGCAUCUCCUGUGUAUAUUCCAUAUCCCGCCGGGGGACCAACGUAUCCUUCCCAGCCAUUGCAAGGACCUGCCUACCCUCCUUAUUUUGUGAGACCACAGCCAGACGCACCACCGCUGGUACCACAUGAAGGUGCUGUGGGUUACACUCCUCAAGCACAGUGA